Anthonomus grandis grandis is the source of this 3188-nucleotide messenger RNA. It is a transcript of the gene RIC-3, whose product is annotated as titin. Gene Ontology annotation, cellular component: neuron projection; intracellular membrane-bounded organelle; neuronal cell body. Lineage: Eukaryota; Metazoa; Arthropoda; Insecta; Coleoptera; Curculionidae. The transcript has 13 exons. The record is from RefSeq and is a predicted model, not a curated record. Gene Ontology annotation, biological process: synaptic transmission, cholinergic; protein localization to cell surface. Bases 352 to 3072 code for a protein of 906 amino acids.
GAUUUUCCUCAGUUUUCUUUUUCGCGAGAACGCUUUAAGGUCCGUGAUGCGCGGCCUUUCGACCGAUUAUAGCGUUAAAUAAUCGGAAUUUCGAAAUUUGGCCCGAUAUAUUGACGAACAAACGAGUGGAAGCCGCUUUGGAAGCAUCGGAGGCUUGAAUUUAUUAUUGUGAUAGAGGUUUAGGUGCUUGCUGUAUUAUACAUACAUGCCGAGGUGACCAAUAUUGGCAUCGAUUUUGGAUUUUUUUAAUCGAUGACUUAACGGCCCGGUUGUGAUACUUGUGCCAAAAUAAAGUGCUAAAUCUAACCAAGUGACUCUAUCUUUGGAAAAGUAAGUAAUUUUUGAUUUAAAAUGACUGACCGGCUACGCACCUCUAAUCCUUAUUCACCAUUGGACUACCAGCAAGGGAGCCAACCCAGACUGGCGGCCCGACGACCACAUUCUUCCGAUGGGGAAAUUAGCACCAGGAAAACCGUGAUAGUUUUCAUGAUAAUUGCAGCAUGUUUUGCUCUGCUGUGGCCAAAACUGUUUUAUCCUUUGUUGGUCAAAAACGCCAAUAAUCAGAUGAAGCCUGGUCCUGUUGAUAAAACUACAGGCUGCUGUGACGUAAUCUCUGAAGUAGACCUUGACACUAUAAAAAUCAUGUCGGAACUGUGCGCUACAAUUAUUGAGAAUGCCGAAAACGCCGGGCCAAAAGAAAUAGUGUCCCAAUGCAGAAAAGCAGUUCUGGAAACCUGCGGUAUUGAUAUAUCCGCAGCAUUGCAGGACAGGAUUUCUUUGGGACACUCUGUAAAACAGAUUUUAGAAGAAGUAAGAUCUCUUAAUGGAUCGCUGUGUCUUAAGUAUAAUUUUGGACUGUCGCCGUGGAAAUUGGGAGUGCCGCAUAGAGUUAAUAUCCACCUGGAUUCUGCUAUAAGACAAGAAAGGCCACCUCACUUGCGUCCAGAGUUGGUGCAUCCUGCGUUUAAAGAGAGGGGAAGGGCAAUUCCAGGAACUGAUGCUUUUCCCGAAAAAACAAGAAAAACUGGACCACCUCCACGAAUUGUUGAUGGGCAUCCCGGUCCCAUCCCUGGUAUGCGUCCUACUUUGGGUGGAGCUGGACACGUGGUUCCUCCAUCAAAGCACAACAACCAUGGAAUAUCGGGCAUUUUGCUGCCUAUGUACACUAUUGGGUUUGUGAUAUUUUUCGUUUAUAACAUUAUGAAGUUGGUAUAUAAGAAAAAACAGGAAGAUUAUGUAGGUGCUCCAUUAUAUCCGCCAUGUGAGACUGAUGAACAGUUUCAUAAAGAAGUGUUUGAGGCCAAUAAGCACUAUUUUAACCGGCCUAAGGAUACUAGCAAAAUUGGUUGCAAAGAAAAGGAUGCUAGGGACGAAGAACUGGACCAACUGCGCAAACGCCUGCACGAAACCGAGUUGGCCAUGGAACGUAUUGUUAAUCAUAUGGCGCAAGCUCCUUUAAUCAUGCAGGAAGAACCGUUAAAACCCAAUGGCACUCUACCAAAGGAUGAAGAUCAAGGCUCGGUGACCGUGAUGGCAAUAGAAGCCACCGCAAGCGCAGAAAGUGGCAAAAAAUGGUCACGUCCAGAUUCACCAGUUUUACCACAUCCUCAGCCUGUUCCUCCUAAGGAACCCACUCCUCCUCCACAGCAAAUAUUCCUCGAGGGAUCACUGCCACCUCAAUCUCAGCUCUUGGUAGCUGAUUCAGCCACUGAAGCCGAAAAAAGCCCCGAAGAUGACUCGCCCGUAGUUUUAGCUGGUAAAAUGACUCUAAGUGUUAUAAGUCUGGAUUCUGAAGAUUCUUCGGGAUCUGGCAAGAAAUCGGAUUCACCAGAAGAGGGUCGAAGGACUAGUGGAAGCAACACUUCUGACGAGUUUGUCAAAAUUGAUGCUGAUGAACUAGAAGAGCAGAUCAACGAUAUCAUUGUGGAAGCCGAGAGAGUGGCUGUGACUGAAGAAAAGAGAGGUCAAGCAGAAAAAGAAGAAGAAGAAGAAGAAGAACCAGUUAGAAACGUCGAAGUAUCGGAUCUGCCCAUCACCCCUAGCCUUAAUGAAAAAGAGAGCGAAACAAAUAUUUUAGAAGAAAUAAAAAAUCAGUUUAAUUUGGAAGAUGACUUAAUGCAAAUUUUAAAAGACAGAGAACCUGAGGGAAAAGUUAGCCUUCCUGUUACUGAUAUUAUUAAAGAAUUUUUGGCUAGUGAGGAAAAUGCUUUAGAUAUGAGUGCAGAAGAAAAAGAGACGGUCCCAGACUCUGCGAUUCCAGAAACUGAAGCGAAACAAACAGCAGAUUUUGAUGAGGAAGAACUACCGAUAGUCGAAGAAUUGGCUCAAAUUGAGAAACCAAAAAUUGAAGAGCAACCGGAUGUUAAAGAAGAAAAAGAAAGUGAAAAAAUUGAAAUACACGAUUUGCAACAAGUAGAAAAGAGAAUCAUAGAAGAACAAACCACAGGCCAAGAAUUCGAGAUUGAGGAAGCCACAGGAAAACUUGACGAAAAUGAAUCAAUAUGUAGUAAACAAAUCCCCCAAGAAGAAAUACAUGAUAGUGAACAACCUAAACCAACUACUUCAGAUCUCUUACUAGAAGGACCUCAGGUUAAAGAAGAUACUGAUAUUGAAACAAUUACCACUACAACUGAAGAAGAACCUGACCAUACAAAUCUCUUACUACAAGGACUUCAGGUUAAAGAAGACACUGAUGUUGAAACAAUUACGACCACAACCGAAGAAGACCCUGACGAUACAAAAGAACCUUUAGAUUUUGAAGAAGAAGUCGAGUAUGUGGAAGAAAGCGAAGAUACCGAUGAAAAUGAUGAAGAUGAAGAGCUGAGUGAAGGAGAUAAUGAAGAUUUAAAUGCGGGAGGCAUCGAUGUGUCAACGGGCGGAGGUGUGAUUAGUAAUAUGGUGGCAGAUAAUGAGAUUUCCGAUGAGGAUGAAGUAGAAGACGACGAAGAAGAAAUAGAAGAAAUCAUCGAAUACGUCGAUAAUACAGACGAAGAGGGCGAAGAAAUCAUUGAAAUUAAUGCAAACGAGGACGAUAGGCAUCAUCACUUACAUCAAAAUGGUGAUGGGCCUUAAAUUUACAAAUGUUAUGGUAUUAGGACAUUAAUCAGAAAAGACGUUAGUUUAAAUAUGGGUUGUGAUAACUAAACGUCAAAUAAAUCAUUUUAAGGAUCACAUAUAUUAGAGUUCAA